UCGUGUAAUUGGUUCUGAACUUGUACAAAAAUAUGUUGGUGAAGUAAGUAUUUUUUGUAUGAUUCUUCUUUAGAUCUUCUAUCUCUUGUAUUAUGUAGGGUGCACGUAUGGUUCGUGAACUAUUUGAAAUGGCACGUGGAAAGAAAGCGUGUAUUAUAUUUUUUGACGAAGUCGAUGCUAUUGGUGGUGCAAGAUUUGACGAUGGAGCCGGUGGAGAUAAUGAAGUUCAACGUACUAUGUUAGAAUUAAUUAAUCAAUUAGAUGGUUUUGAUCCGAGAGGAAAUAUAAAAGUAUUGAUGGCCACAAAUCGUCCAGAUACUCUUGAUCCAGCAUUAGUAAGACCUGGAAGACUGGACAGAAAAGUUGAAUUUAAUCUACCUGACCUAGAAGGUCGAACACACAUAUUUAAAAUUCAUACAAAAUCAAUGAGUGUUGAAAAAGAUAUUCGUUAUGAAUUGCUAGCAAGAUUAUGUCCGAACAGUACAGGUGCUGAAUUACGUAGUGUAUGUACUGAAGCUGGAAUGUUUGCUAUAAGAGCAAGACGAAAAAUAGCCACGGAAAAAGAUUUUCUAGAAGCAAUUAACAAAGUUAUUAAAGCUUAUGCCAAAUUUAGUUCGACACCUCGAUAUAUGACUUAUAAUUAA
This is a messenger RNA of Didymodactylos carnosus, 644 nucleotides long. Lineage: Eukaryota; Metazoa; Rotifera; Eurotatoria; Philodinida; Philodinidae. The record is from the annotation of a GenBank genome assembly.